This is a messenger RNA of Onychostruthus taczanowskii (white-rumped snowfinch), 1262 nucleotides long. It is a transcript of the gene IFITM5, whose product is annotated as interferon induced transmembrane protein 5. The transcript is spliced from 2 exons. Gene Ontology annotation, biological process: bone mineralization; bone morphogenesis. Gene Ontology annotation, cellular component: plasma membrane. Bases 286 to 663 code for a protein of 125 amino acids. Lineage: Eukaryota; Metazoa; Chordata; Aves; Passeriformes; Passeridae. The record is from RefSeq and is a predicted model, not a curated record.
AGCCAGCGCCCUGCAGGUCCUGGGCUGCGCCUUGGAGCGACCCUCCUGCCGUGCCAGAGUCACGCUGGAGCCCCCCGCGCUCCUCCUCAUCCCGGGAGGAAGGCUGGCUAUUAAAAGCCCGCGGGCUCGCCACCCCAGCCUUUCUCCCAGCCCGGCCUGCGGGACAACCACAUCCCCCAGGGCUGUAAUUUCCCCGGUUUAUAUUUAGCGGAGCGGGGAUAUAAAAGGGCGGCGGGCCGCGCUCCCGCCAGGCUGCCGGAGCCGCGGCUGUCCCUCCCGGUGCCCAUGGACACCUCGUACCCCCGGGAGGAGCGGCCGCCCCCCAAGCGGGGGCCGCCCCCCGCCGCCCCCGCGCCCCGCGACCACCUGCUCUGGGCCAUCUUCAACACCCUCUACAUGAACUUCUGCUGCCUGGGCUUCGUGGCGCUCGCCUUCGCCGUCAAGGCUCGGGACAGGAAAGUGUCCGGGGACGUGGAAGCUGCCCGGCACUUCAGCUCCAAGGCGCGGUGCUACAACGCCCUGGCCACGGCGGGCAGCGUGGUGCUGCCACUGCUGCUCGGUGCCCUCAUUGUCACCGGGGUCAUCCACCUCUCCAAGCUGGCCCAGGAGUCUGUCGGCUUCUUCACCUACCAGUUCAGCGGGAGCGACGACGAGGAGCAGUGAGCCAGGGUGAGGGGCUGCUGGCACCUCCUCUGCGCCGCUGGUGGCCCCCCAAAAGGCCACCACCCCUGUCUGCCACCCCCGCUCCCCAGCCCCAGUUAUUUUUGUUUAUCCUCUGGGUUUUUUUACCUCCCCUUAUCCCGUGUGGAGCCCCAGCUUCCGCGGUCGCUAUUUAAAUCAUUAAACGCUUCACACAGCGCGAGUUUCUGCCUGUGGAAAGGGGCAGGGGGGUGCCAAAGGGAAAACAUAAACUGGGAUUUUUGGCUCUGAUGGGGCUCCUGGCAGCCAGGAGAUACCAUUGUUCCCACAGCCUUUAGGGCCACCUUUGGCCCCAGGACUGAGGAGGGGAGGAAGCAGAGACGCCCCUGGGCCUCUGGGAUGAAGCAAAGGUGGGGUCCCAGAUGGAGCUGAGACCUGCAAACUCAUGACAGCAACACAGACAUCCCAGCCAGUGCCAGCCAGGACAGGGGGGACUUGGCAAGCACUCCCAGUGCUCCCUGCUCUCCGUGCCUGGGCUGGAGACAGCUCGUUUUGGGACUAAAGGAUCCCUUUUUUGAGCUAAACCCCCUUUACUGCCAACUAGCCCUGGUUCACAGUGGGGC